AUGGCAUCUCGCGAACCUUCUCCUGCGCCUUCUGAGGGUGACACGAUCGAGGAUCACAACGAGGAUCUCAAGCAAGAUCCCGCCGAUCUCGACCAAGACGGAGAGGUAGAUCCUGAUCAAUCGCACCUCACUGACGAUCACCCACAAGCUCGCACCCCGGGUUCCCUCCGCCGAGGUGCCCGUUUAAAGACCGCAAGUGGCCGGAAAUCAAAACCGAGAAAGGGUGCUAGUGCGAUUUGGAUCCAAGAACAACCAAACGAUGCCACUGAAGAUGAGGGAAGUGUUAUCUCUACUUCAUACUCGCGAACCAAGAAAUCCGAAGCCAGCCCCGAAUCCGAACCUAGAACCAUCGGUACUGCGGUUGGGACACGAAGACAAGCCAACGGGACGGUUGGGUCCGUGUAUUCAGGCAGUAAGAUCAGACAUAUCAAGAAACCAGAUGGCACACCAUUGUGGCGGAAGGAAAUUCAAUUUGAGUUUCUCCGUAUCGUUAUUGAAGAUACGCAACCUGUUUUCACCAGAAUCAGCGAUGGCAAAACCCAGUGCACGUUUGCCGAUAUCUAUGUCGACUGCAUGGCCAGAAGCUCCAAAACAAGCAAGAUUCUCAAGGAUAGACUUCAGAUUGACCGGCAAGCUGCACAGAACAUGGCAAUGAUCUGUCUCCUAGUCAACGUCGGUCGGAUGAACACAACAUUGAAUUUCUUUCCGGAAAUGAGGGCGCAAUUGAGAACAUAUCAUUCCAUUCCUUCAUUACAGGCAUACAAGAGCCAGCGGGAUUAUAAGUCACUCCAAGAUGCACCAAGACUCAAGAGCAUCCUCAAAGGUGCCAGCGAAGAUACCGAUGAACCACGAACCAUUCCCGCUAUCAGAGCCAAGGCAGUCCCCCGCACAAAUCCUGUCAAUUUGAUAUUCGUACUUUCUCAAUUUGCCCCCAAGGUUAGCGAAACGCAUUUUACAGACAAGGUCGAUUUCUUCGAUAUGGCUAUGCGCCACACCAUUUCUUCAGCCAGCAGAGCACGGGCUUUCUUGUGGCUAAUGUGGUGGUAUCUUGAAUCUAACUUCAGCAAAGAAGAUGGUCUCAACAACCCUUUUGGACCUGGAACGUACAAAGAGGAUGAGGAUCCGGACGACCCGGAUACGGUUCCUCAGCUGGUCCCACAAUUGGUUAAUAUCACGCCCGAGGAGGGUGAUGCAGAGAACGAAGACCCUGAAGAAGAGAUCAGGUUUGCAGAAAAGAUGACCAAAGAAAGAAAGCGCAUCAUGGAAGAGGUUGCUAACGAGCCACCGUUGAUAAUGGCAGAUCCAGGCAACCCAGAUCAUAAACUCCUGAAGCGGCUGAAGAAAGGUGCACUGUACGGUGAUGAAGACUCGUUGAUGUCAGAUGCCGACUCUAGAGCGAGUCCAGGUAUUGGAAGAUCACCAGCUGCCGACAUCAGCGCACAUGGCCACAUAAUGAGUGCCAUGGGUGUGCAAGCUGACAGUCUUGACGAUGACUGGGACGUUGUUGACCCACAUCCUGGACGAGGUCGUUACAAGCGUGUGCGAGGGAAGAACACACCAACAAGGCGGGGUGUGGGAAGACAUAGUGAUGGUCCUCGAAGCCUGCUGAAGUCGAGUCGCAGAGUUGGUACCCCUGAUACUGUUGAUCAAUACAGGGGCACACCACAACCACUACAAUCAGGUAAGUUUUACAGGUUGAGAUUAUCUUUCGAAGUUAACAUAUCGACAGGUCGUUUCAACGAAACUCCUUCUGGCGGAAUCCUGAUCAAGUCUCGGGCGCGGACUGGGUAUCAACGCGAACUGGAAGAGCACAGAAUGCGCCGAGUUGAGUGGGCUCUACGACGCCGUCGACGAGAUGCCUACAAAACUCUGGAGCAUACCCGCGAAGGUGAAAGAUGGCUUCUGAAAGCAGCGCGGCGGAUUUCCGAGCUACCUCCGACAUACGAUAGUGAGGAAGAAGAAGAAAAUGGAGGUAUUGGCUUGGCUGGUGUUCUUGCUCGUCGAUGGAACGAUGACCAGCGUGUUGAAGGUGAGCCAGGUGGGAUCCCUGCCGGCUACGAACCUGAAGAUUACGGAGAAGAGGCAGAUGUCUGGACGAGGUUGACCAAGAGGACAGCCCGUCGCCUUCAACUGUGGGGUGGUGACCGAGACAUAACGGUGUAUUCCGCUAGACCUCCGAGAAUGCCACAACCUAUUGCAGACGAUAUUGUUCGAGCACCGCCGCCUCGGCCGACCACUAACGGUAGCACACGAAAAUCAACUAACAGGAGACGUGAGCGCUCUGUUGACGUUGGUGCACCCACUGCGACUCCUGUUGGGAGCACUAUGAAGGGAACAAUAACUGUGAAAUCACCUGAACUUCGGAGUGGGCGUGACCUGAACGAUGAAAUCACACAAGAUUUACUUGCCGAACGGAGCGACGAAGACAUGGAUGGAGAAAACGAUGCUUCCGCAGAUGAUGUUGACGGCGAAGGCGAUCACGAGAAUGGCCGCGAGGAGAGCGACAUCGAAAUGGAGUGA
Molecule: messenger RNA, 2520 nt
Organism: Exophiala bonariae
Lineage: Eukaryota; Fungi; Ascomycota; Eurotiomycetes; Chaetothyriales; Herpotrichiellaceae
Exons: 1
Coding region: 1-2520 (839 amino acids)
Cellular component (GO): Ino80 complex
Source: RefSeq, a predicted model, not a curated record